AUGACUGAAACAAACCAAACUGCAAUUCCAGUUGUUGAACCUAAAGGUUCUGUUGCAACUGUGAAUGAUGCUGUGGAUAAUCCAAUUGUCAUCCCAUCUGAAGAUGUUAUUCUUAUACCACCAAACCAAACAAAAAUGCCAGUUGUUGAACCAUCACAUACUGUUGAAACUGUGAAUGAAAAUGCAGUUGACAAUUCGGUGGUGAAUCCAUCUAAAGAUGUCAUUGCUACACCACCAAAUAAUGUUGGUGCUACAGUUCUCAAAGUGAUGACACUUUGGGAGGUUCCAGAAGUAUCCAAAAAAAACAAAGUGAAGUCUAUUGAGAUGUGUUUGAUUGAUGCUCAGGGUAGCAAAAUUCAAGCAACCAUCCCUGGAAGAACUGUGAAAGAUUUUGCAAAUUCUUUCAAAGAAGGUUGUGUUAGAAGAUUAUCAAGAUUUGACAGUUGUCUCAACAUUAGUGGGGGAUUCAGGUGUGCUAAGCACGAAUACAAAAUUGUGUUCAUGUCAAACACAAAUGUUGAAACUACAUUUGAUUUUGACAUCCCAGAUCAAGUUUUUGAGUUCACACCAUUGGCAAAAGUUACAAACUUUGUGGCCAACUUUGAUUAUUGUGUGGGUCACAUCAUGGCUUACAGCGAUCCAAUUAUUGAAAAUGGAAAGAAGAGGAUUUCAGUAGAGCUUGAAGAUGUAAGAAGUAGUGCGAAUGAAAUGAAAGCUGCAAGUAUCCAUAAAAUUUCAAUGUUGUCAUUCAUUUCUGGAUACACAUCUUAUGAAGAUUCCAUAAAUGGAGCAAAACUUUUGUCAUUGGGUGACAUAGAUGAUCUUGAUGAGGCAGGGUAUGUUGUGAUUUUUGGCAAGAUCACAGGCUUAGCAAAAGAGUAUGAAUGGUCAUACAUUGGGUGCAGAGAUUGCAACAAGAAGGUGGAGGAAAUUGAAAAAGAAAAAGGUAGAUGUAUUUUACCAUCAGCAAAAGGAAGAAAUACCAGUGACAACAAGAAAUUUGGGCUUGAGAAAAAAUGGUUUUAUGGUAAUCAUGGCCCUAUGUCUGCUGUUGGUCCAAAGUUCAAGUUACAGGUGUAUGCAAUGGAUGCUACUGGAAGUAGAAUUUUGACCCUUUGGGACAGGAUGAUGUACAAUUUUAUCUAUAAGACUGCAGAAAAACUCCGUGAACAGGCCGGAAAAGAUUACCCUAAAAUACUAGAUGAGAUUGUUGGCAAGAAAUGUCUGUUCAGGUUGGAUAUCUCUAAAUACAAUAUCAGGAAUAGUAGUAGUGAGAUUUCUGUUGCUAGGCUUACUACUGAUGCGGAAAUGAUUAAGAAGUACAUUGAUGAUGUUUUUGAAGAUCAGACUGCAGUAUCUUGCACUGGAGAUACAGAGAUAGGGAAUUUGGGCGACGACAUGGCUGACAGUCCUCCUCCAAAAACAAAAGUGCAGGAAGUUGCGGUGAAGAGAGUGUCAAAUCCAAUCCCAACAAACAUCAUACCAGAAUUCUAUAGUAACUUAUUGAUGGAAGACCAUGUUGUGAACAAUGAAGAUUCUUCAUACUGGUCAAUUGAUUAUGGUGAUUACACCUGUACAAUUGACAUAACUUAUAUGGAAGGAGAUGAUGACAAUAGAAUUGUACUUACUGGUACAGAGUGGAAGAAACUGUUAGAAGACCAUCAUGACAAAUUACAAGAAUGUGAACUCACAGUUCUUAAAUAUGAUGGGAAUAUGCGUUUUACAAUGCACUUUUUCAAAGCUAAUGGAGUGGAGAUUGAGGAUCCUAUAACAAUCAUAGAAGAAUACCGUUUUAAGAUAGAGAUUGGUGAUAACCAUUGCAAAAAAAGAGCAAUUACUGUUCCUGUACAUUUUUAUAGACGUCACAAGAAAACUGUCUUCAAAAGGACAGCAGUUAUACAUACUACUGCAGGACCCUACACAAUGAAGUUCCAAAAAUCAUAUGAUCAAAGGUACAUUGGAAAGAGGGUUUGCCAGUUGAAAAUUUCGGAGGAGUGGAUGCAAUUGCUCAAUGAGAAUUCUAUUGCAAGUGGAAGUCAAUGCGAAUGCCAUUUGGACAAGGAUAGUGUCCAACCAAGGAAAAAUGAUAUUGAUUUCCAAUUCACUCUAUGCAAUAAGUCAUUCAAAAAUGUUACUUUUCUGGUAUUGAUGCCUUCAAAUCAAACUACAGCAAAGAGUGUUGAUUUGAAGCGCAAUCAAUGGGAGUUCAUGAUCAUGAAGGAAAAUAAUGAACCAGUAGGUGAAGUUGACACAGCGGAUUAUCUAUGCAGGAACGGUGAUCAGAACACAUUUUCUGCAGUCAAGACUGAAACUGUAAUCCAGUACAGCGGAUUGGAUAUAACCUGGCAUAUAGUACGACGAUUCAAGUUAGAUGACUACACAAAUGCUAUUUUAUACUAUGAUGGAGUUCCAGUAAUUAACAUGCAUCGAAUUGUGACUAAUGACAAUCCACAUCGGUUUGUUAUUGAAGGUGAUACAAAGUACACUAUGGAUUUGAAGAAAAUACCUUUAGAAAAUAUCAUAAUGUCACGCAGAAAAAUUAAGCAAACUGUGGUGAUUCCUACAGUUCAAAUCAAUGAUGCUGUGACUGCUAAGAAUGCAAGAUUUACCAGGAAACAGUUUUUGAAAGGUCAAUUAGAUGGAGGCAUGCAUUCAGAUACGGUACAGCUUUCUAUGCAUUCGAUCAGAACGAAUAAGAAGUUGAAACAUGAAUAUCAUGAUUUGGGAGAUCCAAUUUAUGUAUGUGAAUUUUGUGGCGCUAAUAUGUGGUACGAAGGAAAAAUCUUUUUUCAAUCUCUUCGAAACACACUGUGGGCGAGAACACCCACACUGUGUGUGACGAAUCUUCGACUUUGUGGCAUAAAAAAUGCCUAUGAAAAUAGGAAAAAUGAAGAAGGGAAAGAAGUUCAAAGGGUAGUAGAUCUACCAUCAGAGGAGGCGAGGAGUCCAGCGACAGGCAGUAAUUCAUCGGGAAAGUGUUCGAUUGCUACAAAAAAUGUUAGAAACCCUAAUUUGAAUGGGUCAAUUGUUUCAAAUCCUGUCAAUUACCUUGAACAUCUGAGUAAGAAUAGGGUUAUGGAAGUAGGAGAAUGUUCGGAGAGUGUAGGUUUGGAAGAUAGGUUUAAAAAUCUGGGGAAAAUGGGUACUGAGGAGAAUAAUGUUUGGAAAAACCUUGAUUUGAAUAAAUUCAAAGGGGAAGAGAAGAAAUUGGAUUUCAUAGAGCCUACGAUUUGUAGGGUCCCAAAGCAGACAUCAUGGUUGCAAAAAGAGGAUGUGACUACUGAAAAGAAGGCAGCAGUAGAGGAGAAGAGUAUGAGAAAGACUGAGACAAAUGAGAGAAAAGGGGAGGUACAAGUUACUAGCCAAGGAAUUUUGGAAACUAAGUUGAAUGGGGAAAAAGUUGAAGAACUAAUGCAAAGGAAGCUGGCUGGGUAUGGUUAUGUUAGUAAUCAUAAUGGGACAAAAAAAGGGCGUAUAUUAGUGGUGUGGAGGAAACAAGAAUUUCAGGUUACCAUUGUAAGAGUGCAAAAACAGUGGAUUCAAUGUCUUGUGAAAGCUGGCAAUUUCCAAGAGUGUGAAAUCACAGUAGUCUAUGCAGAGCAUAUGCCUAGAGGAAGAAAAGAGUUGUGGAAGGAGAUUAAAGACCUUCAAAAAAUAGAGGUGGUUCAAAAAGAAUGGAGUAUGAUAGUAGAAGGCAGCAAGAAGUUCAAAGUAGUAACUAAACAGAAAAAGCUGAAGAAAGGUUUGAAAGAAUUGAAUCAGAAGUUCUUUGCAAAGAUUGAGGAACAGGUGCAGGAAAUAAAAUUGCAACUGGAUACAGUACAAGAGAAGAUGGUGAAGGAUCCAAACAACAACAGUUAUCAACAAAUGGGAAAGGAGUUGACAACAGCAUAUAUAGAGAAGAGCAAAGCUGCCAUAAGCAUGUGGAACCAGAAGCUGAAAGAAAGAUGGAAUCACGAAGGGCACUACAACAGUAAGUACUUUCAUUCUAGUAUUAAGCAGAAGCAUGCUCAUAGUAGAAUUAGAUCUUUUAUUGAUUGUAAUGGACUGUUAGUAGAGGAAUGGGAUAGAGUUGAGCAACACUUUCUAGAUUACUAUGUAAAUUUGUUGGGGAAAAUGCAAGGAGAGAAUCUUAGCUAA
Messenger RNA from Oldenlandia corymbosa var. corymbosa, 4140 nucleotides. The record is from the annotation of a GenBank genome assembly. NCBI's taxonomy places the organism in Eukaryota, Viridiplantae, Streptophyta, Magnoliopsida, Gentianales, Rubiaceae.